GAUAAUUACUUCAGAUCAUGGCAAAUACUAAUGUGUCUUCCGGUUUCAGUAUUAUCGAAAACAAUUGACUGAAGGAAGCAUUUUUUCGUUUAACGUUUAUCAAUCCUGUUCCAAAGACGAUAAGUUUAAGUUCUUGAUAUGUUUUUCGCUGCAAGUUGGUGUUUGGGCAGAUGGAUAUGGAUUUUACCUAUAGUAACAAAUGUGUGGAUUUGGUUUUCAUUCGCAACUACAUAUGGGCUAGCUGUUGCACAGAAUCACACAUUUCCAGAUUUUCCAUAUAUUAGUUAUACUGGCGUAGAAGAACCAGAGAGUGGUAUAUUUACGUUCUGUGUUGCUGUGUCAGCUAUCAUGUUGGCUGCAAAUGCUGAAAUGAGAUUUCUAUUUAUCAGAGAAAAGAUGACAAGAAACCGAGCAAAUUUUAGUAAACACUGGCAGAGAGCAAAUACUGCUGGACUUGUUCUAGCUAUAUUGUCGUCAUUAGGUCUCUUAUUGGUAGCAUGUUUUCAAGUGGAUACCAUGAAGCCACCUCAUUAUACAGGUGCUUUCCUUUGUUUUACACUGGCAGUGGGAUACCUUUGGUUGCAAACAGCUUUCACAUUUAAGCUACAGAGAGCAAGAUGGGAGUUUGUGUGGCAAAUUAUUAAUUCUAUUGCCACUUGCAUAAUAUUUUUGCUGUUUUCUUUUUCAAAAACGUAUUAUAAAAUGCAGCGGAAGGCACAUCCGGAGUACACAAAAUGGGACAAACUAAGAGGCGUUUUCUUGCUGUCAACAAUAACCGAAUGGCUACUAGCACUGUCAAUCAUGGCCUUUGUCAUAACCUUUGUGAGCUGUUUUAGAGAAUUACGUGUAAUAACAAUAGACGUUCAGUUAAAGGAAGACCAUAAUAGGUACCGAGAUCAGGAAAAUGGACAGCUACAAGAAUCAUUAACGGACCCUUCGAACGCUUAGCAUGAGGUUGUAUGAUGGAAUUCAGCAGUUAAUUAUCAUGACAAAAGUAUAAUGAUAAUUGUGAUUACUAAGACUAUCGAUAAUAGUGACUUUGCGUUCGAGUGUUGUACAUCUUAUGGAUGUUUUGACGUAUGGUUUGCUAGCAAUGUAUAUUAAGCCUUUUAAAUGCAAUUGUUUUAAUUUUUUUACAACAGAACAUUUUACUUUUUAGUUUUUUCAUGACGUGUUAUAGUUUUUUUUUUGAUGUUUUUGUAUGUUACAUUUUUUACUUAAAUUAACCAUGCGGUGUGUUUAUAUUUUUAUAUAUAUUUUUCUAUUCAAAUAUAAUUUUCAUCAAUUGAAAAUAGAGUGCCUGUUAGUAAAUGUUUAAAAUAUAUUGUAAUACAACUGAUUUGUAACUAUAAGGUGAGUCAAUGGUUUAGAAGAAACAUGUGUUCUGCCAAAACUUUGUUGGUAAUAUAACAUUGGUCCCAAUGUACUUUGCAUUUACUCUUUUUACCAGGAGUAAGAUUAUUUUUUUACAGUGUUACAAUUGAUUUUGAUAUUUGUUAUAUUAUAUAAGACUUUAUAAAUACUGUUAGAUCGAUAGAUGUUUGGAUGUUACAGUGUUCAACAUGUAUAUCCAGUAUACUUAAAUGUACAGAAAAAUAUGUCUAUGAAGGACGACUACCUAUUAGUUCCAUUUAUAUACAGGAGCUCUUGAUAAAGAAGUUAUAAAAAAGGAAACAGGUUAUAAUACUGUGUAAAGUGUUUGCUUUGAGAAAUCACUGGAUGAUGGGAAUCCCUAACGAUUGUACUUGCUAAUAACGUCAGGUUUUGCGGAUUAAUUGAUCUUUUAUACAAGUUAUUUACCAAGUCAGCAUUUUCAAACCAGUCGUGUUUACUAGACCUCCAAGAACUGACUGUGUUGGUGCUUUAUUUUUGUGCUAGUGAAAUACAAAUAUACAAAUUAAUACCAAUAUGCACUUAUUCCCUACUUUAUAAUAAUUUAUAUGCGAAACCUUUUUUCUGAUUCACCUUUGAAUGAAUUGGUUUUUUUUAAUUUGAUUAUGUUGCUAUAUUUUGUUGAACAUAUUAUUUUAUAUCUCGCACCAUGCACAGCUGUUUAUCACGGGUAUCACAUACAAUAUAUGAAGUAUAAUUGUUAGGGUUUUAUUACAAUACGUUUUUAGUAAAGUUCAAAUGUUUGUAUUUCAAAUAUAACUGAUUAUAUACAAGUUCGAUGUUUUGUCAUUUCUGAUCAUAUAAUAAACCAAUCAUUUAUAAACGUUUAAUAUGUAAAGUUAUUUAAUUCUUAUGUCUUGAUAGACAAUUCUUUAUAACCCACAUUUGUAAUUGAGCAAAAUUAACCGAUUUGUAUUAUAAGAAAGACAACUUUGAUUUGUCUUCGUAUAAAUUUAUCGUUAUGUCUUGUGUCGAUUUGAACAUAUAAGGUAUGUUAUAAUGUCGAUCUGAAUAAAAUGAUGGCUCCUGAUAAGUGCAUUUUUUACACAUGCAAGUAUAAUUAUCCAGAUUCUGUGGCAUGUUUUUUCUAAAUAAUUUUUAACGUUCCUUUAAUAAAAAAGAAUGCAUAUAUAGAAACAAUACAAGACGAUGUUUCAUUAUUAUGAACAUAGAAGAUUGGCAUAUAACUUCUCUUGUUUCAUAUACAUUCUUUAUGGCUUUAGAAUAAAUGGUCACGUAGAACACAUAGUAGCUAUGGAACUUUGUAAGAAUGACAAAAAAAGAAUUGUGGAAAAAGUUUUCUAUGUUUGCAUUUAUAUUGGAGUUUAAUAUCGAUUACACUUUUGACGUAUUUAGAAAUAUAAGUUUUUAGAUAUAUUUCGAUAUUUUCUGAAAAAAUAUUGAGUUUACAACAAAUAACAUUUUUUUUUUACCUUGAACACGUCCAUGAAAACGCGAGAGCAUAAACUAUUAGGCUCACCUUACUUUCAUUUUAAGAGCAAACCACUAAACUAGUCCUCAGUUAUGCGUUUAUUUCUUGUUUUAGCCCUUCUGUCUAGCAUCAACAAUCGGUUACACAUCACAGAAUAAAUGAACGACUAAAUAUCACAAUUUUGGUACGAACGAUCAGUACUUUUUCAGGUCAAAAAUAUGAAACAUUGAUUAGCAAUGAUUUAAAUAUUUCAAAACGGUUGUAAAGGCAAGUAUAUUGAAAGUAUAAGUAAAUGUAUAAUUGAUACAAUUAUUUUUGGUUCAUGUAAUGCUUUGUUUAUAAAAUUGAUAAGACUGUAAAAUGUGAUAUUUUAGACAUGUAAUUGUUGAUACAUGUGGAUAUAUAAGACAUGUAAUUGUUGAUACAUGUGGUUUGCUAUGUUUACAUGUUUUAAUUGUUUGUAUAGUGAUAUUAAAUUUGUGUUAAAAUUCUUA
Molecule: messenger RNA, 3318 nt
Organism: Mytilus californianus (California mussel)
Lineage: Eukaryota; Metazoa; Mollusca; Bivalvia; Mytilida; Mytilidae
Product: DNA damage-regulated autophagy modulator protein 1-like
Exons: 10
Coding region: 139-948 (269 amino acids)
Source: RefSeq, a predicted model, not a curated record